AUGAAUGAUCAGAUCAUGAACGUUCUCAAGUUUCUAGUCCCUGAAAUAAAUGAUUGUCUCCAGAAAAUUUUAAAUAGAUUGGAGACAUUAUGUGCAGUGCAAGAGCAGCACUCCAUAGUGCUGCAAGAGCUGCUGAUUAACUCAAGACUGACUUUGGAUGUUGGCUGCACUGAGCGACCUGAAAUGAUGCCAGAUCUCCCAUUAGCUACAUUAACUGAUUUGGAAUUGUGGGAGAAUUUUAUUACAUCCAAUAAAACCAACUACACUUAUGCUUGCAAGCUAUUGUCGACAGUAGGUGGAGGUAAUGCAGCCCAAACCACUCGACGAAUGAUGAAGAGGCUCAUUACUUCAAAACUGGCCCAAACUGGGCAGGCAGAGCUCCGAAGAAGCCAUUCAAAGAGCUUGCAACAAAAUCUCUUAUUUUUGAUAAAUUCUAUCAAAAAAUCGUGUGGAUCAACUGUGGGCAUUGAGAAUCAAAUUGAAGAUGCCAUCAAGGAUUGGCUAAAAUAUGCCACAAUCAGAGUGUUUUCAGCGGACAAAAAAAAACAAUCUAAUUUUGUCUUUUGUCGGUAAUUAAACAGUAUUAUGAAA
Messenger RNA from Nilaparvata lugens (brown planthopper), 591 nucleotides. RefSeq lists its product as uncharacterized. Bases 1 to 573 code for a protein of 190 amino acids. The record is from RefSeq and is a predicted model, not a curated record. Lineage: Eukaryota; Metazoa; Arthropoda; Insecta; Hemiptera; Delphacidae. The transcript has 4 exons.